AUGACAGAGACGGGACAGCCGAUUCGCGGGGGCGGCAAGGCGCCGGCGGCGGAGGCGGAGGACAAGCCGCGCGCGCCGCUGUGGAGGCGGGCUCUGGCCAACGUGACGGUGGAGCCGCUGGUGGCCGGCUACGUGAUGCCGUCCGUGCUGGCGUCGCUCGCCACGCAGAACCUCAACCUGCAGAAGGCCUGCUCCGUCAACCUCGCCUUCAACGACACCGUCUGUGACGCGCUCGCCCUCAAGGAGAGCGGCGCCUACCAGGAGCAGGAGGCGGCGGUGCAGCAGCUGGUGACGGCGGUGCUGGCGUGGCGCGCCGUGCUGCAGGCGUCGCUGCCGGCGGCGGCGCUGCUGUUCCUGGGCGCGUGGUCGGACCGGCACGGCCGGCGGAAGCCGCUGAUGCUGACGCCGGUGUUCGGCGAGCUGGCGGGCGCGCUGCUGCUCAUGCUGUGCGUCUACUGCCGCUCGUGGCCCGUGGAGGCCGCCGCGCUGGCCGAGGCGCUGCCGCCAGCCCUCACCGGCGGCUGGGUCACCGCCUUCAUGGCCAUCUUCAGCUACAUGGGGGACGUGACGACUCCGGAGGAGCGGACGCUUCGCAUCGGCGUGGUCAACGUCUGCCUGAUGCUGGGCGUUCCCAUCGGCAUGGCGCUGUCCGGGGUCCUCCUCAGGGCCAUCGGCUUCUACGGCGUCUUCCUCACCUCCGCCUGCAUCUACACCUCCAGCAUCACCUACGGGUUCUUCUUCAUACACGACAAGCCCCGCGACACACCGGCGGCCGCGGACGAGAAGCCGGAGAAACAGCAGCAGCAGCAGACGGCGCCGCAGAAGAGCCCCCCGCUGCGGCGGUGCAUGGCCGGCAUCAGCGACCUGCUGGACGUGCGACACGUCGCGCGGACGUUCCGCGUGGCCUUCCGGCACGGCAACAAGGAGCGGCGCAUGCGCGUCGCCAUGCUCAUGCUCUGCUGCUGCGUCAUCAUCGGGCCCAUGCACGGCGAGAUGGCUGUACUGUACCUGUUCACGAGGUACCGCUUCAACUGGAACGAAGUCGACUUCAGCAUCUUCUCCACCUACAGCAUGAUCACGAACCUGAUAGGAACAAUGGUGUCAGUGGGUGUGUUCAGCCACGUAAUGAAGAUGGACGACGCCUUGGUGGGAGUCCUCUCAUGCACCAGCAAGAUCAUCUCAAGCUUCGUGUACGCCUUCAGUUACACCACAUGGAUGAUCUACAUGGCACCAAUCGCAGAAAUUCUUAAUGGCACAUCAUUCAUCGCAAUGCGCUCCAUCAUGUCCAAACUGGUUCCACCUGAUGAGUUGGGCCAGGUGAACUCCCUGUUUGGCGUGUGUGAGGCCCUGAUGCCGCUGGUGUAUGCCCCACUGUACACCAGCGUCUAUGCUGCCACCAUGGACUCCCUGCCUGGGGCCUUCUUCCUAUUGGGAGGAGGUCUAACUAUGCCGGCUGUUGCAAUCUUCCUAUGGCUGUAUGCAUCCCACAAAAAGGAUGCUAGGAAGAAAGAUGAAGAAGAAAAUGUAGCCGCCAGGACGACAGCAGUUCUCGAAGCUGCUGCCACUGCAACAAAGACGGACCCGUUGGCCUUCCCCAUGGUGAGGAAUGGUUCUGUCAGGUUCAGUGACAAGUCAAAAGAAGGAAGCAAAGCAGUGGAUGCAUCCACACUGGACCAAAGAGCAGCAGAAGAAGGACUGACACAUAGGAAGAUCUUUGGUGUAGAAAAUCCAGCAUACGAGCAAGACUCUGACACAAAACCGGGAGAAGCUCGACUAUGAAGAACAUUAUCUCUAGUGGCAAUGAGAGUGUAACUCGUCAGUUUGGACUUCACGGUGCACCAUGACACGCCUUGUUAAUUCUGCCUUCCUUUUAUUUUUUGCGCUAAUGGGACCUGACAAACGAUAACAUAAUUGUUUGAAACAAUGGUGAAAAAAUUUGUUAGAAGAAGGCAGAUUUCUGACAUUAGUAAAAACGUGUAAAAAUAAUAUGAAUGGAUGUCGUGAAAGAUUCUCUGUAUCACACCUUGAUUUUUACAAGCCUAGUAUACUGGGAGUCUUUUACAUAUAGAUGUUGCCAUGAAAGACUAAGUUGUCAGUUUAGUAAAGCAGGCAGAAAAACUCUUCCAGAGUAUUUCUGUGUGGAAGUUAAUCUGGUAUUCCAACAGCUGUGGUAUGUGUUUCAUCAGUAUUUCAUACUGGAUGCCAAGUUGCUAGAUUGUUUCUAAGUAUUUAACGAGAUGGUGGCAUAGAAAUGAUAGGAAUGUGGUAAGUUGCGUAAAAUACUAGACACUUCUGUAAGAAUCAGAUAGGCUACAAACACCCUGACAAUGUGUACCCAACAGCGGCAGAAAACAAAGUGCAUUUUUCUCACUCUUUGGAAAGAUUUAUUAUAGCUGCAGUUAUGCCACAGCUAGAUAUUUCACUCUAUUAUCUAAAAUAAUUUAUUUUCUCCAAGCUUUAAAAUCUCCUUAUGAUACCAUGACUUCAUUGCUGAUUUUCUCCUAAAGCAGCCAGUGCUCAUUCCCAUACAAUAAUUGCUAAAUAUGUGGUAUUCAAAGCUAUUUUAUUUUUACACACAUUCCUCAAACAAACACAAUGCUCACAAUUAAUGUUUGUCAACAAUAUAUAUACAAGUAAUGAUAAAUCAAGAGAGCAUAACAUGACAAAAUUAGACUGCUUACCAAUUUAUGUAUACAAAGUGAAACUGCGACUUUAGAUUCUUAAGUCAUUGCUUAGAUAAUACCCAAGAUUUUCCACUGCCAUAUUGUUUCAAUAAAUCUAACUUUCUUGAUAUAUGGCACUUACGAAAAUGCAGCUGGGGCCAAGGAUAUUCUGUUAUCUUAAUCCUCUCUCUCUCUCUCUCUCUCUCUCUCUCUCUCUCUCUCUCUCUCUCUCUUUGAUCAAACACAUCCUUCCAGAGAAGCAAAUAUCAAUAUAAGAAAAUUAAUUGUGUGCUCUAGAAAGAAAGAAAUGCUUACAAUAAUAUUAGAAACUUUCCAUUACGUUUUCACAAGGAAAUGGGGCUGAUGGCAAUAAAAUAUUCAAUACAGAGCUAAAAAAAGUAUUUCGUAAAGAUAUACUGUUUCCAAAAAUAAAGUUUAGGAUUUACAACAAUAAAGUUCUUUUACCUUAAAGAGCUGAAAAUAACAACAAAAUUCUGUUCACAUGUUAAACCAAAACACAAUUGGCUGUGAAAUAUGUAAAUGAAAAAAAGGUAUAGUGGCUAGGCUAGUAUACAACAAUAUAAACAAUACCUGCUAAUACAUUCAUGGAUUACGCUAAUUAUAAAUACAUGCAUAUUAUUUCUUUAUUUUGUUCAAGCACCUUAUAGUGCAGUGGCUGAAACUAUAACCAAGACAGGAAUUAAAAACACAGCAUGAUAAUGUGUACUCUCUUGCAUAGCAACAGGAAAUUCUGCUUAGAUUAUCCAGAGAUUCCCCAAACAUUCAUGUGCCUGAAAUUUACAGCUUUUGAACUGAACGUAGCUGCAGCAACAAUGUUUAGACAGUGCUGCAUUCUUUAAAAAGUCUGAGUUAUACUAUGGCCACCUACUAGCAUUGAAAUAGAGCUUGAACACAAAACAGACUUUAAUGGUAAAAUAAUGUUAGAUUCACUAGAUUAAGACACUAAGCUAUUAAUGAAAAAAUAAGUUUUAUGAUGAAUGGGAUAAUAUACUGCAGUUCAUUCCAUGUUUUUACAUUAGGUGGUCCAUUCAACAAAACAGUAUAAUUCAACACAAAUAACAAGUCUGUCAUACAACACUUCAGCCAAAGAUCAUAAGAAAGCAACACCAUUAAAAGGUAGUGUCAUUUCAAAUACAGGUUAGAAACAAUGUGACCAGAUUGGGAAAAGAAGUGUAGGUCGUAAGGAAUAUAUCAUAAAACAGCAACACGAGAUGCUGACUGAAGUUAUGAUUUACCUACCAUCUUUCAUUCCUCUUCCCUUGCCUACUUUCUGCAUCUUUCCCUCUUCAGUUGCAGAACAGGAAAUGCAUGGUUCAGGAUUCAGUGUAGAUUUCUGAAUGUUUUUAUUCACCAACUGAAGUGACCUAAAUUUUUCAGUAAGGCUUGUUGUUCAAUUAUUCUUCAUACUGUCAGGUGUCUAAAGGUAUCCUACAUUUACAAAGAUAAAACAUAUUGAUUAAAAGUACACACUCUUUGCCACCAGACUAAUGCUGAGGCUAAUGCUUAUUCUAAGAGUACAAUGAACAUCAUUCAGUGCAGGCUUUCACAGCUGGAUUUUAUAUCCUUUAUGAUUUAUGGUUUAUGACCUGUGGUCCAAGGCAUAUUUCUGCACCUAGAAUUUUGUCUCCUGAUUAUGUACCCAUAUGCAUAAAGGGACAGUUACUUGAUUUUCAAACUUAAACAAAGGACCUACCCACACAAUUGGUCAUAGAAGGAGUAUACAAAAUCAUCUGCACAUGCAGACAAUGGUGCAUAGAGACUACCAAAAGUAGCAUCAACACAUGGCUUUAACACAAGGACAGUUGUCACAGAAAUAUGACUAAAUCAGCAUUUAUAGUGCAUGCAAUGGGUCCAUGAAACACCAAAUCUGAAUCUCUGUAGUUGUUUCAGAGGCUAACCAUCAUUAUAUUAAGGUGUAUGAUGGGGCAAUAUAAAUUCAAAAACAACUUCACCAGGAAAUGAGGAGGACUGAAAUUAGACAAGUUCUGGGCCUUAGUUCCACAGGAUGAGCUUUGUAAUGCACAUCGGCAUGAUUCUGUCUUUGGUGGCAGUUGAAUGAUGUGACUCAACUGUUGUGUGAUUAUGCACAAACUUACAAAGCUUGUUAAAGAUUGAAAAUCGAGUAACUAUGUCAUUAUGCCCCUGAAGGUGUCUCCAGUAUCUGGAGACAAAAUAUUAGGAACCAAAGCACGCCUUAGAGCACAUUCUAAUGCUCAUGAAACAAAAUCUCCAAUGAACAUUGUUUAUGUAUGGUCAAGGUACAGUUCAGUCAGUUGAGGGUGUAUGUUUCUACUGAACGAGUGAGCAUAAAAGAUAUUGCACAAAUAUGAAUUGUUGCUGCUCAUAGUGGGAAAAAAUGGGGGGGGGGGGGGGGGG
Schistocerca cancellata (South American locust) is the source of this 5060-nucleotide messenger RNA. Its product is annotated as solute carrier family 46 member 3-like. Bases 1 to 1779 code for a protein of 592 amino acids. NCBI's taxonomy places the organism in Eukaryota, Metazoa, Arthropoda, Insecta, Orthoptera, Acrididae. Gene Ontology annotation, cellular component: membrane. Gene Ontology annotation, biological process: transmembrane transport. The transcript is spliced from 9 exons. Gene Ontology annotation, molecular function: transmembrane transporter activity. The record is from RefSeq and is a predicted model, not a curated record.